CUUUAGUUCCUUUUUAAUUAUAUAACUUAUCAUCUGCUUAUUAUUUUCUAUUUCCCGCUUUUUUUAAUUUUCCUUCUUUGCAAACAUUAGAUCUAUCUUCAAUUUCUCGUCUAAAAGGAAAAGAAAACAAAAAGGAAGAAGAAAGAAAGAGACUGUCUUUUUGCUGAGAAUUCUUUUACCUUCCUCUUUUUAUCUCUUCCCGAAACACCUCUCGAAGGCAAAAUUCUUUAAUAUAUAUUUUCUUUUUAUUUGAUUUUAAGUUUUCAUGAGAUGUCGAAUUCUCAAGCUUCGGAUCAGUUAAAGCAAUCCAUUCAACAGCAACCGCAGCAAAUUGAACACCCGGUGAAACAACAACGAUCUUUAUCUGUGAAACCGGUGUUUAUGGCUUCUGACUAUCACCGCUUUGCGUCAACUGAAUCUCGCUGCAGCGCAGAUCAAGAGCCCGAAGCCAUAGUUGUUAAGUCUCCCUUAAAGAGGAAGAAGGAUGUAGCAGAUCGAGAAGUUGAGUCUGGUGAGUGGGUAAUGCCUCAAGGUUACACUGAAGUGGCUAGCAGUCCCCUUCAGACACCUGUAUCAGGAACUGUUGGAAAGGCUAAAAAAACAUCAAGGCUUGCACAAAGUAGUAAACUGGGCCCUCAAACUCCUGCUUCAAAUUUUGGUUCUGCUGGCAAUAAUCUCGCUCCUGCUGGUCCCUGUCGAUAUGACAGCUCCUUAGGGUUAUUGACAAAGAAGUUCAUCAAUUUGAUUAAGCAAGCUGAAGACGGCAUUCUUGAUUUAAAUAAAGCUGCCGGUACCUUGGAGGUGCAAAAGAGGAGGAUUUAUGACAUAACCAAUGUCCUUGAAGGUAUUGGUCUCAUAGAAAAAAAACUCAAGAACAGAAUUCAGUGGAAGGGGCUUGAUGUAUCAAGGCCAGGGGAAUGUGAUGAGAAUGCUGCAACUUUGCAGGCACAGGUUGAGGACCUUUCUAUUGAGGAACGUAGAUUAGAUGAACGAAUAAGAGAAAUGCAAGGAAGAUUGAGGGACUUCAGUGACGAUGAAAAUAAUCAGGAGUGGUUUUUUGUCACCGAGGAAGAUAUCAAGAGCAUACCAUGCUUCCAGAAUGAAACACUGAUAGCUAUUAAUGCUCCACAUGGAACAACUCUGGAAGUCCCUGAUCCUGAUGAGGCUGUUGACUAUCCCCAAAGGAGAUACAGAAUUGUUCUCAGAAGCUCAAUGGGUCCUAUAGAUGUUUAUCUUGUCAGUCAAUUUGAGGAGAAAUUUGAAAAGAUACAAGGUGUUGAUCCACCUCAAAACAUUCAAUCAAUUUCGGGUUUGAAUAACAACCCAGCAAAGACAUUGGCAACAGAGGAGAGCAGAAGGAGUGAGUUCGAAAUGCUGGGCCAAGAUACAAAUAGAAUCUUUUCAGAUAUUAACGACUCACAGGACAUCAUGAAUGGGAUCCUGAAGAUCGUUCCCUCAGAUGUUGAUAGUGAUGCCGAUUAUUGGCUUUUAUCAGAUCCCAGUGUUAGCAUAACUGACAUGUGGCCGACUGAACCUUUCAUUGAAUGGAUCGGGUAUGAUACACCUCGUGAAGACUAUGGUACAUCUGCUGUUAGCCCACCACACCCCACACCUCCACGAAAUGCAAUCGAAGUGCCUGGUGCCAAUCCAACUGGGAAGUGAAAGACUUUUCUUUUGCAUUUGCAAAACCAAACAUUACUCGGCUUGCAUUUUGUUGAAAGCAUUCCUGAUAGGCUGAUACUUUGGAGAGUCUGGCAUAAAGGUUCUUGAAAAGGCGGAAACUUGAUCUUCCUCAAAUUUCCAGGAAUUAAAUGAUAUCAAUGAGCAAAAUCUUUGAUGAAAUAAAGAUGUAAACUUGUACAUGAUGUUCAGUGCAUGACAAGGUUGUUUUGUGAAGCAACAUACCAGAACUAUGCAAGGGCUGAACUUGGCUGUAAUGUAUUUAAUGAUGCAGUAGACCAAUAUCGUCUUGAAGACACGCCGUCGAGCUUGAGUGGUUCAUUGAAUUUGCCGGAGGCGUCUGAGCUAGGAUCGACCUUCCACUGAGAUUGAAAUAUGGUGAAAUGACAAGGCGUCUCAGAUGCUGAAAGUCAUAUUAGGGCUUGGAAGAG
This is a messenger RNA of Hibiscus syriacus, 2111 nucleotides long. Its product is annotated as transcription factor E2FB-like. Gene Ontology annotation, cellular component: RNA polymerase II transcription regulator complex. Gene Ontology annotation, biological process: regulation of transcription by RNA polymerase II. The record is from RefSeq and is a predicted model, not a curated record. Gene Ontology annotation, molecular function: DNA-binding transcription factor activity, RNA polymerase II-specific; protein dimerization activity; RNA polymerase II cis-regulatory region sequence-specific DNA binding. The transcript has 15 exons. Bases 271 to 1662 code for a protein of 463 amino acids. Lineage: Eukaryota; Viridiplantae; Streptophyta; Magnoliopsida; Malvales; Malvaceae.